Talaromyces rugulosus is the source of this 2238-nucleotide messenger RNA. RefSeq lists its product as uncharacterized. Bases 1 to 2238 code for a protein of 745 amino acids. The transcript is spliced from 5 exons. The record is from RefSeq and is a predicted model, not a curated record. NCBI's taxonomy places the organism in Eukaryota, Fungi, Ascomycota, Eurotiomycetes, Eurotiales, Trichocomaceae.
AUGCACGUCGUUGGAACACGAAUUAGUAUCGUCGAGCUAUUUCAGCGGAGGGGUAACGACUGGGGGAAGUCAACUUUGCAGCUUUUCGGCAUUAUAUUGCUUGGCGUUGUAGGGGUCUGGUUACCGGUCGGCUUUGUCGUUUACCUUAUCCGGCCGGGAUACUUUCUCUUUACUGCACUCAACUACUACCAUGCGGUCUUUACCCUAGCCACUCUCCUGACCAUCACCUGUAUUACUUCAUUAUGGCUGAUAUCCCGCUUUGGUUUACUGAACAUAUCUCUUCUCACAUCGUUUCUAAUUAUCUGUGCUACUUUGACGCGAUUAUUAUUUUCUGGGGCACCUCUUUAUGCCCAACCUUCCGUCGGCAAAUUAACGUUCAGCCUUCUGGUCUUGCCAAUCGGGGGGGCAAUGCUGUUGAAUGUCAAUAAGAUGUCCGAAACAGAAUCCCGUUUUACGUUAUCAACAAAAACGUGGGUUUUUAGACUAUUGCUAGUCUUUUGUGCCGGAAGUUUGAUCCUGACACUCAUGCCACGGAACCAACCGCAGACGCUACCAAUUGAUAUUCUCAUUCAAACCGGCAGAGAGCAACAUGAAAUGUACGUGAAUCAAGCCAAGGUUAGCAACAACCUGGAGGAGGCUGUUUCAGAGUACAAAAGGAGGUACAACCAGUACCCACCACCUGGAUUUGACCAGUGGUAUGACUUUGCAACCAGCAGGCAUUCUCCAGUAAUCGACGACUUCGAUCAGAUCUAUUCUGACCUCGCACCAUUUCGAGCAUAUCCUCCACACUACUGGCGACGAUUAACGCAUGAGCUUGCAACAGAUUCCUUUAGUGACAUUGGUGCGAUUAGGAUCCGGAAUGGGUCAUCGAGAGCCCAAGAAGGUGUCAAGCCUACUCACGCUUGGAUGGUUCACGCGACCAUGGAGAUGCUGGAUGCGUUCGUUAAGUACUUGCCUGAUAUGGAUAUAUUGCUUAAUCUCAAUGAUGAGCCUCGUGUUGCUAUUCCGCAGCAUGCGAUGUCCGAAAUGAGAAGUGCGGCCAAGCCUGCUGACUUUGGAAAUGGGGAACCUCCUAUCAAGGUUUGGUCAGCGGAUCGAGAAUCUAAAUGGGAUCCUAUAGAGCCUGUCAAUAUGGCCCCGUUCUCGUUAUUCACAGAUUAUGCCAAGUCUAACAUAUGGGAUGUGGCUAAUCAAAUUUGUGCACCUUUGUCAAAAGCCAGGUCUGAACGGGCUUGGAAUCGGCGUGACCUAUGUCUAGAUUGUCUGCAGCCACAUUCUUUGGAACAGUUUGUGUCAGACUGGACACUGGCAGCUGACAUUUGCCAUCAACCAGACCUAAAGAACCUACAUGGGUUCUUCACGAGUCCUGCUUCUUGGAAGACGUCUCAACAUCUUGUUCCUCUUUUUAGUCAAAGCAGUUUGCCAGGGUUCGGGGAUAUUUUAUUCCCCAGUCCUUGGAACUAUGUCGACAAGGUCAAAUACGAGCCGUCGACCGCGCAUCCGGAUGUGCCUUAUUUGGAAAAGAAGAAUACGCUUUUUUGGAUUGGGGCUACAUCAGAAGGGAUCAGCAUCAAUGGGGAGUGGAAGGGAAUGACGCGCCAGCGGCUCAUGCAUCUUAUGAACAACAAUUCGGCAACCGCAGUCACAGUGCUCAUGCGAUCAGGUGCUGAUAAAGGAUUCAAAUAUCACGUAGUGGAUGGAGCGGCACCCAGGGAGAAACUCGGUCUACAGGCAGAUGUUUAUCUCUCUGACGUGGUACGAUGUGAUGAUUGCGAGACUCAAGAACAAGAACUCGGCAACCCAGCGAAACGCAUUAGUUUCCAAGAGCACUGGAAGUACCGGUAUCUAUUUGACAUGGACGGGGCUGGAUUCAGCGGACGGUUCCAUGCGUUCUUGCAGAGCCACAGCUUGCCAUUCAAGACAGGGUUAUUCCGCCAAUGGUACGACCCGCGACUGACACCAUGGCAUCACUUUGUGCCUCAGGAUGUGCGCUUGCAUGAUGUCUGGUCGACAUUGGGGUAUUUUUCUGGCAUAACCGUUCAGGGUGGUUCGAAGGAAUCAACGUCUGUUCUGAUGGAAGCACACGAGGAAGAAGGGGCUUACAUCGCUGAGGAAGGUCGUGAUUGGGCACAGAAGAGCCUUCGAAAAGAAGACAUGGAAAUAUACUUUUUCAGACUACUACUCGAGUGGGGACGAUUGACAGAUGAUCAAAGAGAUCAGCUGGGCUUUGAUCCAUAG